Bubalus bubalis (water buffalo) is the source of this 8469-nucleotide messenger RNA. It is a transcript of the gene GABRA2, whose product is annotated as gamma-aminobutyric acid type A receptor subunit alpha2. Gene Ontology annotation, cellular component: synapse; postsynapse; GABA-A receptor complex. The record is from RefSeq and is a predicted model, not a curated record. Gene Ontology annotation, molecular function: inhibitory extracellular ligand-gated monoatomic ion channel activity; benzodiazepine receptor activity; GABA-gated chloride ion channel activity. Gene Ontology annotation, biological process: signal transduction; nervous system process; regulation of postsynaptic membrane potential. The transcript has 10 exons. NCBI's taxonomy places the organism in Eukaryota, Metazoa, Chordata, Mammalia, Artiodactyla, Bovidae. Bases 535 to 1926 code for a protein of 463 amino acids.
GCGCGUAGACUCCGCUCCUCCAGCGCGGCGUGGGCGCGGGGAGCGGUGCUCCCGGCGCACCCGGGCGCUAGCCGCCGCCUGGGGCUGUGCAGCGGCAGGUGCCCGGCGGGCGGCCGCGGCUCCCGGCUAUCUGGGAGAGGGUGCGGGGCGGGGGUCCCUGCUUUCCCGGGAAACUCGUUAGCCCUCCUCCGGGGCCUGGCUCCUCCUCCUCUAGGCGUGGGGCUCGUGCCCGCCGCUGCCUGCGCGCACCGCGCCUCUGCUAGCGUCUCCCCCUACCCCGCCCGCUCCUGCCAACGCUUCCCCCUCCUCCUCUUCCUUCUCCUCCGCCCAUCACCGCCACUACGGACGCCUUCGCCUCCUUCUACUCCUCGCGCCGCCGCCGCCGCCGCGCCUCGCGCUCUCCUGCUUCCACCAGCCCAUCGCUCCCGGCUCGCCGGGUUGCUACAGUCAGUGUCUUCUCUCAAGUUUCCUAUCUCUUCAAGAUCAGGGCAAAGGGAGGAAAACACCAGUUCUGCUUGCCAUUUCAGAGUGGUGAUGAAGACGAAACUGAACAGCUCCAAUAUGCAGUUGCUGCUUUUUGUUUUCUUGGCGUGGGAUCCAGCCAGGUUGGUGCUGGCUAACAUCCAAGAAGAUGAGGCUAAAAAUAACAUUACCAUCUUUACAAGAAUUCUAGACAGACUUCUGGAUGGUUACGAUAAUCGGCUUAGACCAGGACUGGGAGACAGUAUUACUGAAGUCUUCACUAACAUCUAUGUGACCAGUUUUGGCCCUGUCUCAGAUACAGACAUGGAAUAUACAAUAGAUGUUUUCUUUCGACAAAAAUGGAAAGAUGAACGAUUAAAAUUUAAAGGUCCUAUGAACAUCCUUCGACUCAACAAUUUAAUGGCCAGCAAAAUCUGGACUCCAGAUACCUUUUUCCACAAUGGGAAGAAAUCGGUGGCACACAAUAUGACAAUGCCAAAUAAGCUUCUCCGAAUCCAGGAUGAUGGGACCCUUCUGUACACAAUGAGGCUUACAGUUCAAGCUGAAUGUCCAAUGCACUUGGAGGAUUUUCCAAUGGAUGCCCACUCAUGUCCUCUGAAAUUUGGCAGCUGUGAAUAUACUGUAAUGACAGCUCAUUUCCACUUGAAAAGAAAAAUUGGAUAUUUUGUGAUUCAGACAUAUCUGCCUUGCAUCAUGACUGUCAUUCUCUCCCAAGUGUCAUUCUGGCUUAACAGAGAAUCUGUGCCUGCAAGAACAGUGUUUGGAGUAACAACUGUUCUAACAAUGACAACUCUAAGCAUCAGUGCUCGGAAUUCUCUCCCCAAAGUGGCUUAUGCAACUGCCAUGGACUGGUUUAUUGCUGUUUGCUAUGCAUUUGUGUUCUCUGCCCUAAUUGAAUUUGCAACUGUUAAUUACUUCACUAAAAGAGGAUGGGCUUGGGAUGGAAAGAGUGUAGUAAAUGACAAGUCCCCUUCAAUAAAAGCUGAAGGCAUUACAUUAACUUACAACUCAGUGAAGGCAAUUCUUCAAGGAGCUAAGCUAAUAUGGUCCAAGUAUAUAGCUUUCUCAUGGCACAAUUUUAUCCAAGGAAAGACUUUAGAGUACUUAGAGAAGUGGAUGGACUGUAUAACCUUCAAACAAUCUUCUAAAAAAGAAAAAGCCUCUGUGAUGAUACAGAACAACGCUUAUGCAGUGGCUGUUGCCAAUUAUGCCCCGAAUCUUUCAAAAGACCCAGUUCUCUCCACCAUCUCCAAGAGCGCAACCACUCCAGAACCCAACAAGAAACCGGAAAACAAGCCAGCCGAAGCCAAGAAGACCUUCAAUAGCGUUAGCAAAAUUGACAGAAUGUCUAGAAUAGUUUUCCCAGUUUUGUUUGGUACAUUUAAUUUAGUUUACUGGGCCACAUAUUUAAACAGAGAACCUGUAUUAGGGGUCAGUCCUUGAUUCUAGGCACAGGUUGUCUUUGAGAUGUAUAGCAACAUUAAACUUGGUUUGUUUUGCCAUGUACAGUCUGACUAAUAACUGCUAAUUUGUGAACCAACAUGUACAGUAUGUAUAUAGCAUCAUAGCUUCUAGACCUCUAAUGGAGACACGCAUUUGCUAACUCAUGGCAGAAGGCACCCCAUGCCCAAUGAGCCAUUGCCUUUUUAAAAGAUUUACCCUCGGAAUUGGUCUAAAGUAGAUUUCAGGUGAUCUGAUUUAUUUUCUCUUAUUCUAACAGCAAUGAAAAUGGAGAUCCUAUAGCACCCUUUAUGGACCCUUUUGAUUUAGGUCUUACAUAGGAGUAUUUUCUACUGUUAGCUAUAGAGUGAAAUAACAUUGUCUUUCCAAGAUGAAUUCCUCUAAAUAACAGAACCUCCUAUCUGCAACGUCAGUUCCCUUCUCGAGUGCUCAGAAUCCCUGCUAAUAUAAUUGGAAACUUAGCACACAUCUGAAGAAAAACUAGAGAUUUGAAAUCAGCUUUUAAUUACUUUGUUUAGUAUCUAUUGCCAUGUACAUACUACGGCAUGACAAGUUCAAAUAAUUAUGAAUCACCCUGACAAGAUGUUCGGUAUGCCUAGGAUUUAAUAACUAUUGGAAUGCCAUGGUCAUCACAUGUUUCACAUCAGAGUUUAUUUGAAAGUAAUAAUUGAAAUCCUCCAGAUUAUUUUAAUCAUUGGAAACUACCUUAAAUUAAAAAAAAAAAAAGAUGAUAAAUAGGUCUUAGUAUUUCCAGGUAUGUGUUGUAUUGAAAUUGAUCAGCUAAAUUUUCUUGGUGCUGGAAACUGGAAAAGACAUCCAGUUUGGCUGCUGUGGAGCAACAUUCAUAUUGGAUUAGAAAAUUGUGCCAAAAACUCCCAUCAAUGAGAAUUCAUAGGUGUCACAGAGUAUAUAUGAGCACUUAUACGAUUCUCUCCUUUCCUGUUUACUGCAAAUUCUGCCUUAAGGCUUCUUUUCACCAGGACUCAGAAGCCAGCUAAUUACAAAGAACAGGGCAGUUAAUUGGCACAUUUUUCUGUCUUGAAAGCAGCUCUUUCAGAUAAGAAUUAAUGUAAAUUCUGCUUUUGUAAAUUGCAACUUUAAAUUUCUCUGACUCAAAUUUGCAGCUUUGUAUAUGAGAAGAGGUUUUGGUAAGAGUUGAAUAUUUUUAAACUGAAACUUUAAAGCAUCACCAACAGAUUGUGGAUUAGUUCACAUGCACAAACAAAACACACACACCCACGAUUAGCUCAAUUAGGAUAUGUACACAAAUAUUUAGCUAAAUUAGAAACUAUAGUUUUCAAUUUUAUAUAAUUACUAAUUAUUAAUGAGCAAAAUUCAUUUUCCUUUUAGAAUUUAAAAUACUCUUUAUGCCCCUGAAAUAUGUUACAGAAAUUAUUGUGUCUCAUGUUAUCAGACUCAACAUUUUGGGCAAACUUAAAAUCCUUUUGACUCACAUAUACAUUAGCAGUUAUUAGUUGACUUUUACUAAUAGAUACACCUUUAUGAUGGUGUUUUUGUAGAGACAUAAGUAGUCAAAUAGUGGCAUUUCUUGCAGUUUUGUACAGUAUUUCAGUAUAGUGCAUAAAUAGGUAUAUUCAUAAAAUCAAUAAAAGGAGUUAUCUUAUGGAAACAAGUAAAAUCACAGCAAAAACUGCUAUUCCUUUGCCUCGUUUAUAAUUUUUAUUUUUUCAUUUUUUUUUGUUUCAGUGUGAUUCUGUUACGUGCUUUGCAUGAUUGUGUUAAUACCAAGGUCACAAAUGCAUCUUAUUAACAGAAUUUGCCAUGAAGACAGCCUUGACAUUAAAAAUUCCCUCACAAAAGGUAAUCCAUAAUCUUUAAUAAAAUAAACUUGUUACAUUAGCCAAUAAAUGCAUUUGUUUAAUUCCCUUCCAAAGCACUGUUUUGGUCAUCUAAAUAGUUUUUUAAAGUGCACUUUAUUCAUAUACUGCAAUGGAAGUUAUCCUAUUUUCUUACACCUUUAAAUAUAUCAUAGCUCUUCCAGGUGGUUUAGGGAAGGGUGCAGUAGUCUAAGACAGUACACAAUGCUUGAAGGCAAGCAAUAAAAAUGCUUUGUGUGGUAUGUGUUAUUAAACAUUUAAAAAUAUUGUUCUUAUAAGUUCUACCUUUCCCCCUUAAUGUGUGACUAUACAUUAUAAAUUUAUAAAUAUGUACACGUGUAAAAAUAUUUGUAAAUAGCAGUUUCUGUAGGACAACAGAAAAAAACUCACCUAUACCUUUGCAAAAGGCUGCUCCUACAUUGAUAGUACCUGUUUAUUAAAAUUUAUGGUAGAUUGACCAGAAAAGUUAUCAUUACUGUUAUUUUUAUUUUUAGUUUCAAUUGUUAAAAUCUUAUUUGAGCCUGAUAACAUCUUGACAGUUGAGAUAGUCCAGUCAUGUGGAUCAGGGUUUUCUAUUAUUUCUUUAACUUUCUUUUUUUUUUAAACACACUUCUUAGCCUUUUAAAGUUUAGAUAAAUUGCAGAAGCUUUAGUCUUGCUGGAGAGGGAGGAUGCACCAUGGUAAAGGAUUUUAAAUUAUAGAACAGGGGUGUUUACAAUUAUUCUCCCUUCCAUGAAUCCUUUUAAAAACACAAAAUAAAAGUGACAUGGAUUUAUUAAAAAUAAGAUUCAUAACUUCAGAAAACAUUUUAAAUAAAGUAACAAUGGUCCCUUUGGCCUAUAAUAUCAUUAUUAUUUUAUGCAGUUGUAUAUUGACAUAAAUAAUUAUGGUAUGUACAAAAUGUAGAUAAAUACAUGUACAUAUAUAGAGAUAUAAUCUCAUUAUUGUAUAGUUACUGCUCUGAUUAAGCUAAUAUUUGUUCAACAAAUAUUUUUUACCUCCUUCUAUUUUUCAUUCCAUGGGGAUGGUGUUAAUACCACUCAUAUCAUGUCCACAGAAUUUAGUUGAAAAUCAAAGUGCAUCUCAUUCUUGUAAAAGACUUUAAAUCAAAGACCAAAUAUAAUAUAUAAGUUAAUUUAUCACUGAGAAUUGAUUAAUGAGUUAUGAGAUCACGAGUGUGCUAAGAUGGUGGCUGUUUUGCUAUUUUCUUCUAUUUCUGUUUAUAUUUGUUUGAAUAGAAAAUGGAACUAAUAUAAAACCAUUAAAUAAUUUUUUUAAACUUCAGUGAUUUUUAAAGUGCCAGUCUUAAUGUUUAGCAAUCUUUUCAGGGAUCUAUUUUGAAUUUAUCUCAGGUUUGGAUAAGUGAUCCCCUAGAGCCACAUUGCCAAUUUUUUUUUUAAAUAGUUCAUUGUUUAUUUAAAAAGAGCACAAAAGCUAUCAUUUCACUUAUACUUUUUUGGUAUAUAUACAUAUAUAUAAAGUUUUCAUGAUAUGGCUCUUUUCACAUUGCUGGUUGAAGGAACUCAACUCUGCCACGAUGUCAUAGAUCCUAAAAGGGCCCCAAAGCUGUAUGGAGUCUGUUGAUAUUGUACUUUGACAUGGCCUGUCAUCAUUCUAAUGUGAGGAUAAGCGAAGUAGCUCAGGUCCACCUUCUGCAAAGUCAUGGUUCUUCAGCAUCUAUCAAAAAAAAUUUUUUUUCAAAUGCUUCAUACUUAUUACACUCAAACAGUGCCUGUGGAAUACCAAAAUAUUUAUGACUCAUUUGAAAUUUGGGACCUUAUUAAUAGCCUUAUUAUAUUGGUUUUCCUGUUAUUAGUCUUCUGGCAUUCCUAUAUCCAUCUGCAUAUUUUUGAAGCAAUUCUCAGAUUUUUUUUUUUUUUUUUUUUUGCCUAUAGAAAGAAUCAGAAUUUCAAAUUAUGAGUUGAUUGAUUGCUACCCUGUAAUGCACUUAUUUUCCUUUUAAUUUAGGUCUCUGGCAACCUUGGGUUUACCUCUUCUUAAUCCAAAGUAUCCAGAAGCAUAAAAUUAAAACUGGGAAGGGGUGUGAUUACUUUUUAACACUUGCAUACUUAGAGACCAGAGACACUGUUUAAAAAUCACUCAUAACAGUAUGGAUAAGACAAAUAAUGAUAUUUUUCUCUAUUGAAUUCAUGCUUUAAAAAUGAAAUUCAAUAUUUAAUAAAACUCUUAAUAUCCAUAAUCUUGCAUUUUCAACAUUUAUAUUAAAGAUACUAAUCUUUUUCAUUAAUAGUUAUACACUCAUACUUUCAUCAAAUUCAAAAAUGAAUUUAAGACCUCAAAAAAAGGGAAAAAAAUUCAAAGAGAAAAACCCACUUGAAAAAUGUUUAUUGCUAGUUAAACCUAAUGAGGCACUUUCCCUUUUUAAGUCCUAAGAAAAGUGAGAAAUUAUACAUACAUAAAUAUAUACAGAGAUAUUUAACAAUCAUGAGUCUAUCAAGGUAAGCGUCAUGAUUAAAAUACUAAGAUAGAUUAAGUUCAUGUGAAAGGCAUUUUGGAAAGGUAAUUAAAGUCUAUUUCUUAUAAGUUUAUAUCACUUUCUCAAAAAUUCUUAAUUAUCCAACAUAUUUAGAUCACAGUUUUCAACCUUAUUUAGGCCAAAUAUUCUAUUUUGCCAGUUUAUAUAAAGAACUUUUUUUAGUACUUAUAUACUCCACUUCAAAUCAUUUUCUCUAUGAUGAAGUUAAUACAUAAAUUAAGAUUGCCAGUAGGAAAUGCCAAGGAAUAGGUUUAGGUGUCAGUUUAUAGUAAUACUCUCAAAGAACCUUUAAAAAGGCCUUAGCUUUGAUUAGAAAUAGGGGUGUGUGUGGGUGUGUGUAUUUUCCAAGUAUAAAAGAAUAUUUUGAGAAAUUUAAACAAAUUUAUGAAAUAGAAACAAUUUCUUUUAUAAUGAAUGUACUUCCAAAUGUAGCUUUUUUUAAAUUGGCAAUUAAUUUAGUCAAUAGAAUAGUUUUUUUUCAAUAGAUCCAACAAAUUUAUUCACUGGAAUUUAGUCUUGAGCCCCACAUAGUUAGAAAUAUCCUUUCUACAAAGGUGUAAACGUUUUCCUGAUGUAUUUUUGGUUGGCUCUUUUGAGCCAUUAAAUUUAAAAUAAUAUAACAAUUGUGCUUGUACGAUAAGAUAAAAAAAUCUUUGAAUUUCAAGUUUCUCAAUGGGAGUUUGUUAAAGCCUCUAUUAUAUUUAAUAUUCUGUUGAUCAUUUGCAAAUAAGACAUCUAUAUAUGUGAUUGAUUAGUUCUAUAUCUUUUUUGAAUUGUAAAGCAACUAAGAAUCCAUUUUUUGUGAAAGAAGCUAUUCCCUAACAUUGGUUGCAAUUUAGUUUCUGGGACUAUAUUACAUUUUUCUUUUUUGGUCUAUAGGUAUAAUAAUGUAUAAAAAAGAUUGAAGUUGAUUAAGCACACAAAAUACUAAGCACUUCCCUCUUUAUUUUUCUCAUUUCUUAAAAAAAAUGACAGUUAUUUUAGGGGUUGGAGAGAAUUUAUUUGCUAUAUUAUUGGUUCUAUGACAUUCAAAAUCACUGAACUUCAAGGAUUAUUUAUUGAUUUCAUCAAUUUGUUGCAAAUUACUAUUUAUAGAAAGAAGUCUAAUAUGACAUCAUAUAAAUGUUGGUGUUGGCACUGUUAAAUUAGCUUAGUUGUUAUAAAAAAAUGUUUUUUAUGCUUUGUUUAUAAGACUUAGUUUACCACAACAUGCUGCCCAAGUAGGCUUAUAUUAUUGGAUAAAUAAGUGUAACUCCAACAAAAUUGAUUUGUGAAAACAAAUGGUAUUAGGAAAGCAAAACAAAGGUGUUAGACACAGAAUUACUUUAGGGAUGAUGACUUAAAGAUUUGUCCCAACAUGUAUACCUGUGGCAGAUUCAUUUUGAUAUUUGGCAAAACUAAUACAAUUAUGUAAAGUUUAAAAAUAAAAUAAAAUUAAAAAAAAUAAAAAAAUAAAAUCAGGGGAAAAAAAAAAUACUCAACACAAUAGUUGAAGCAGUUGGCUGUGUUUUAAACCCAGCAUAAUAUGUGAAGAACUUUAAUGUAUGAUUGGAAAGAUCUAAAUGAAACUGAACUUUGAGUUACAAUUUUCAUGAAUUAAACAUUACCAUCCGUGGAUAAGUGCUUGAUUGUAGAUCUUGGACACCUGCUCCACACUUGAUUUCAAGUUUAUUGGUAUCUAAGUUUUUAAAGAUUCUUUUGAGCAGAUAAAUAUUCAGGUUUUAGGGUGCUCUAAAUAGGAUUGUGACCUUUCAUGAAAUAUUCCCAUUAGAGGUCACAUGCAUGGUAACAAGAAAGCUUCACAUUUGUUGCUAAAUCAGAAAAGUAAAAAACAAAAUGGAAAGGAAUGUUUUCCUCUUGCUACAUAUUAAUAAUACAACUACAUGCAUAGAGAAUGCAUGACAAGGUUCCAACACUAAACUUUGAGCAUUCAUUAAUCUGAGAUUUUAAGGUGACAAUAUGCUUGUAUGGUAGGUUUUCUAGUUUGAAAAAAAUCAUUCUAGAGCUAAUAAUAUUUGUAAUUUGUGACCUUGCUGUAACUCGGAAAAGUCACUAUUUUUUGUAUGUAAAAUAAUUUGACCUUUAUUGAAUGUGUCAGUAUGCUUGCUGUUUAAAAAUUCCUAAUCAAUCACAUGCAGAUUAAUGCUAAAUGUUAUCUUUUUUGUACUUAUUAAAAUUAAUUUAAAUAUA